AUGGACUUGGGAAUCGCCCAAUGGAACGACUCACGCGGAGAUCGACCACAUUCUCACCAACCGAAGGUGGAGCUUGCUCGAUGUCUCAGUAGUUCCAUCCUUCUGCAGUGGCUCCGAUCACCGCCUCCUUCGAGCGAAGAUACGAUUCAGUCGCAGGCUGGAAAAGAAAGUCUGUCACAGUACUGCAAGAAGAAAUUUGUCGUUUAUGAGGAGGACCCAACGUACGACUACGACCGGCUUCUGAAAGGAUUGCGAGCUUGCGGAGAAUGUGCCUCAGUGACUUCUGAAAAGAACUUGGAGCGCAUUUCGAAGACCACCAGGGAACUGCUCGAAAGAAGAAGAUUUCUGAGGCAGGAUCCGAAUGCAACUCAUCUCGAGCGACUGAUAGCCAACGCCAGUUGCAGAACAGCCUUGCAGGAGGAUCUCAGAAAGUACAGGCAAGCCAAGAUACUGGAAGCAGCCGAAGUAAGACGAAGUCUCAAGAAGUGCCGAAGGGACCUCUGUGAAUAUCACGUACCGCUGGCUGCACUAUUAAACGAAGACGGGACUCCCACUUCUUCCCGAUACAAGAUGGGAUCUAUCGUGAAGAACUACUACACCAACCUCUUCCGCUCAUCAACACCCGUGCCGAUGCCCGUUGUUCCCACUGGAGACGUACCACCACGAAUUCUACCUGCUGAAGUGCGCACGACGAUUCAGACCAUGAAGACAUCCACGGCUCCAGGACCAGACCAUCUUUCCGUCGAAUUUCUGCGAGCCGGAGGACAACGUCUACACGAGAUUCUCGCGUCGCACCUGACAUCUUACCUUCAGAAGGAGAGGAUUCCCAACCAGUGGAAAGAAUGGUGA
Molecule: messenger RNA, 849 nt
Organism: Cylicocyclus nassatus
Lineage: Eukaryota; Metazoa; Nematoda; Chromadorea; Rhabditida; Strongylidae
Source: the annotation of a GenBank genome assembly